AUGUCCAACAUGGGAAGGACCCAGAACGCACUAGGACGUACAUUUGAAAUUAAAGACAUUGACUCGUUUUCGCUUGACGAUUUUCUAUAUUUUAACAAAUUUGUUAAACUAAAUGAUGAAGACCUUACAUUUAUUGGACAUUGCAUUAUCAGGCGAUUCAUUCAUGAUGUAGACAGGCGCAAUGGUCUUAUUCCUCGUUCAUUUACCAUUAUAUAUGGAUAUCUGUUUGGAGGUAUCAUAUAUAGAUACGUAAAACAUCAUAAUGCAGGUGAUGAAGUGAUUAAUUAUAUCAUAACAUUUGCAAAACAUUUCCGUAUGAAAGAUUACAAUGUUUUUGCUCACAAAUUUGGCGAACCAGGUAUCUACUUCCGCUACAGUGAUGGUACUCAUAACAAAAUACCAUGUCAGCCAGAUUUUCAACCAUUGAAAAUUAUUAAUGAAGAUCUUGAGUUUAAAUAA
Trichomonas vaginalis G3 is the source of this 459-nucleotide messenger RNA. RefSeq lists its product as uncharacterized. The transcript has a single exon. The record is from RefSeq and is a predicted model, not a curated record. Bases 1 to 459 code for a protein of 152 amino acids. Lineage: Eukaryota; Parabasalia; Trichomonadida; Trichomonadidae.